CCCACGCCCACCAGAACCUCUGUGAGUAUCGCUUUCUAUCCCCCGGAUGCCGUCGUGUGGCCUGUUGGUUGCGUUUAUCGUCGAUUGGAGGAUGGAUGCAGGCUGCAGACGAUGGAUGGGGUCGGUCUCGCCAGGAUGACGUGAGUACUGAUACUCGUCUCUCCCGCCUAGAAUCAAGAUGGGUCGCCGUCCCGCUCGCUGCUACCGUUACUGCAAGAACAAGCCCUACCCCAAGUCGCGCUACAACCGUGGUGUGCCCGACUCAAAGAUCCGCAUCUUUGACCUCGGCCGCAAGCGUGCCUCCGUCGACGAGUUCCCCUACUGCUGCCACCUCGUCUCCGAUGAGUACGAGCAACUCUCCAGCGAGGCGCUAGAAGCCGCCCGUAUCUGCGCCAACAAGUACGUCACCAAGACGUCCGGCAAGGAUUCCUUCCAUCUCCGUGUCCGUGUCCACCCCUUCCAUGUCAUCCGCAUCAACAAGAUGUUGUCCUGCGCGGGUGCCGAUCGUCUGCAAACCGGUAUGCGUGGUGCCUGGGGCAAGCCGUACGGCACCGUCGCCCGUGUGAACAUCGGCCAGAUCAUCCUCUCGGUCCGCACGAAGGACUCGAACGCUCCUGUCGUCCAGGAGGCCCUCCGCCGCGCACGGUACAAGUUCCCCGGUCGCCAGAAGAUCAUCGUCUCCCGCAAGUGGGGUUUCACGAACGUCAACCGUGAGGACUACCUCAAGCUCAAGGAGGAGAAGCGGGUCUUGCAGGACGGCGCUUACGUACAGUACAUCCGCCCCAAGGGCAACCUCGAGAACAACCUCCGUGCCCAGCUCCGCGCGUAAGGUUAGUUGACAUCGUGUCGCAUUGUAUGUACCUACCACAUCCGCUGCAUCGUCGUUACGACGACUGUUCUUGGCCCGACAUGCAUGUGCGCAUGGUCUUUAGCUUGUGAGUCGUCUCGUUUUGCGUAGGUAUGUAUCCAUGUUGGUCCUGGUCGCCGAGCAGUUCUCAAUUCAGUGUGAGUGCGGUCAGUGUGUCAUGUCCUGUUCUCGUCAUACCCCCUGUUUUCUCCCCUUUUCUGCACUGCCCUAUUAUUCACUACGUCGCUCUUUAUCCGUGGGCGACGGUUAGGGGAAACGGGGCAAAGAUUGAAAGCUUCACGAAUAUCGUCCGAAUCGGAAGAGCUUCGCGCUCGGCUGGGGAUUUGGAUUCUCGAAGAUGCAGACAUUACUUCAUGUAUUGUAGCUACGUUUAAUAUGAUGCCUCUGCACUGGUA
Rhodofomes roseus is the source of this 1263-nucleotide messenger RNA. RefSeq names its product 60S ribosomal protein L10. The record is from RefSeq and is a predicted model, not a curated record. Gene Ontology annotation, biological process: ribosomal large subunit assembly; translation. Gene Ontology annotation, molecular function: structural constituent of ribosome. The transcript is spliced from 4 exons. Gene Ontology annotation, cellular component: ribosome; cytosolic large ribosomal subunit. The coding region runs from base 179 to 829 and encodes 216 amino acids. Lineage: Eukaryota; Fungi; Basidiomycota; Agaricomycetes; Polyporales; Fomitopsidaceae.